Molecule: messenger RNA, 6899 nt
Organism: Plectropomus leopardus (leopard coralgrouper)
Lineage: Eukaryota; Metazoa; Chordata; Actinopteri; Perciformes; Serranidae
Gene: sdccag8
Product: SHH signaling and ciliogenesis regulator sdccag8
Biological process (GO): neuron migration; centrosome cycle; tube formation
Cellular component (GO): centriole; centrosome
Source: RefSeq, a predicted model, not a curated record
UGUUGUAGUUGUUGUACAUAGCUUAGCCUGUAUAGUUAGUACUUUUGCGUGAUAUGACUCCAGUUUUACACCAUGAAACCGUUAGACUCAGAUGAAGAGGAAGCAGAGCAGCUGGGGGCUUACCAGAAGGAACUGAGACAGCGGGCCAACCAGAGCAUACAGCAGCUGAGCAGCGCUCUGGAGCAGCUGAGCUCUGACGGAGAAGAGGUGGAGGAGCCUGGAGGCAGCGAUGGCGGCUUCUUCACCACCGUGACUGAAGAGGACAAGGCUGCGUGGAGCCAAAAGACACAGAGUGAAGCAGUUAAUCAACUGAAGAGCCUCCUCCUUAAGCAGUGCAAAGAAAUCCCCCCUUCUCUCUCACCUUCCAAGAAACAGUCUCCAGCCAAGAGAGUGCAGCAGGAGGGGAGAUCCAGUCUGCCAGCUUAUCAAGAUUUGGUCCCAAUGAUCCACAACCAGUCAGAGUACAUUCAGCACCUGGAAGCUGAGGUCAAAUUGUGCAAGGAGGAGCUGCAGGGGAUGAAACAGCGCAUCAGAGUGGUGGUGGUUGAGAAUGAGAAGUUGCAUUCAGAACUCAAAUCCAAAGCUGUGGAUGAAACUCUGAAAGAUUACACGAUCAGAAACUCUACGGUGAAUGAGAGCAUGACAGCCAACAGCCACAGCAUACUGCAGAGAGCAGAAAACACCAGGUGGAAACAUGAGCUGGAACAAUUGAAAGGGAUCUACCAUGCCCAGAUUGAAAGCUUGGAGGCUCAGAUCAUCUCCCUCAGAAAGGAUCUGUCGGUCAGUCAGAAGGAGUGUGAGGAGGUGAAGGUCAGUCUGAGACACCGAGAGAAACAGGCCACAGAUGCACUGAAGGCUGACAAAGCUCCCCGUGUGGCAGGACUGUGUCUGAAGUGUGCGCAGCAUGAAGCUGUGUUGGCUGGGACUCACACAAAUCUGCACGUCCAGGCUAUCGACAGGCUCACAAAGGAACGUGAUGAGUUACUGGUGGCUUUGCGCGCUGUGCGGGCUAGUCAGCAGGAGGCGCAACAGAGGGAGUGGUCAGCCUGUCUCCAGGUCAAACAGGCUGUGGAGAUGGCGGAAGAAGCAAACCUGUACAAAGCUCGGGUGGAGGUGCAGUGUGAGCAGCUGUCCAGGGAGCUGGCUCGACAGAGGGAACAUGUAGAACGAGAAGCACAGGCCUCGCAGGAGAGAUUGACAGAGGCCAGAGAGGAGGGCCGGGCUGAGGCCCGCAGACAGAGAGAGGAGCUGGCACAAACAGUGUCCAGCCUCUCUCAGCGUGUUGCCGAGUUGGAAGGGCAGCUGGACAGAGCUCACAGAGACAAGAGUUCACUGACCAAUCAGCUGGAAGAUACUCUUUGCAAACUUACCAGUCAGGAACAAGACAAUACCAAGGUGUGUGUGGAUCUGCGAUAUCAGCUCAGCCAGGCCCAGCUGAAGAAAGAGGAGGCAGAGAGAGAGCUCAGAGAACUCCACACAAAGACCAGCAGGCAGAUGGAAAAAGCUGCACAGGAAGUGGAAAGGCUGAGCUCAGAGCUGGUUGGCUGUCGGCAGCAUCUGGAGGCGGUCCAAAAGGACGGGGGCCAAUGGCAGGCCGAAGCCCUGAGCCUAGCAGAACAGCUGGCAAACGCCCAGCGCCAACUGCACCUCACCAGACAGGACAGAGAAAGUGCAGAACGGUCUCAUGAGGAGAAAAUAUCGUCUGUGACCCUUUCAGCGCAGGAAAGAGAGCGAGAGCUGACUGUACUACUGGAGCAAACAGAGGCUCAACACCAGAGGAGAGUUGGAGAGCUGGAUGGGCUGCUGAGUUCCCAGAAUUCCCUGAUCAGGAAGCUGAAGGAGGAGUGCUGCUCGCUGGGAGUCAAACUGGAGGAGCUGACAGAAAAUAGCAGAAGAGAGCUGGAGCAGCUGGCCCUGGAGAAGCAACACCUUGAGGAGACGGUAAAGAGUCUGAGAGCUCGUUGCACCGACUUGGAGGAUCAGUGUGUCCAGCAUGGCCGUAUGCACCAGCGCAUGAAGGACAGGCUGCAGCAGUUGGACCGUCACUGUCAGAGCAGCGCCCAGCAGGUGUGUGAGCUGCUGGCCAAACAGAACCAGCUGAUGCAGGAGAGAAACACACUCACCGAGGAGAUGCAGAGCCUACACAUGGAGCUCCCAAACACCAGACGAGUCGAUACUCUGUCCACAUGAGUCUGUCCUGCCUGUUUGGAUCUGAAGUCUGACAUCACCUGUUGAUGAGAACAAAUCAAACUGUUAUUUAUGGGUUUACUGUUGUGUGUAACAUAAUACAAAAAGGACACAAGUGGAAACACUAAAUAUUCACAAAGGUUGUUUUUCUCUUUUUUUUAAGAUAAGAUAUCUUUUUUAUAUUGUACAUUUGGUAAUAGACUGAUAUAUAAAGCGGCUAAGAUGUCCAAGAAUAAUGUGUUCAGCUUUUUUUCUUUUUUUUUUUAAUGCUUAUUAUAUGUUUUUUACAGAUAUAACCAGCAAAAUCACUUGUGCUUUAAUAUGAGUUUCUGGAAUGUGCGGAAUUAUAAUAUGAAUACAAUAUUUCUAGAUUUUCUGCUUUUUUUCCCAGAGCACACAUUAAUUUGUGGGAAAAAGUUUGAGCCAUUAAUCUGAAGAAUAUUUCUAGUUUCAUUUUUAAAACGUUUUAAAGGGAAACUUUGCCAUUUUUGAACCCGUGUUAAGUAUUGAGAAAGAGUGACAAAGAGAGAGGGCGAAACAUGCUGCAAUGUAAUCGCUACAGGCAAAUUUACUUAUAUUUUUUUUAAAAAUAUAUUUUUGGGGUUUUUUUGCCUUUAUUGGUUCGGACAGAUGUAGUGUGAAAUAGGGAGAGAGAGAGGAAAUGACAUGCAGCAAAGGGCCAAAGCGAACCCCCUGCCGCUGCAGCAGGGACACAGCGUCUGUACACGGGGCGCCUGCGACACUUUUAAUAACAAUCUGAACCUUUUAGCAGCAAAAAAAAAUGUGUAAAUUGACGAUGCCCAGUUGCCCGUAGGGAUUACAUCGCAGCACUGACUCCAUUAGUCACCUACACACAAAAACAUAGGAAAACACGGCUCAGGUUGAAAUAUAGGCUACAUACAUUUUCCUGAAACUAACCUGAACGUUCGGUAUAUAAAUAGUAUUUUUAGUCAUAAAGCCAAUAAAAAGUUGACACCAUGGCAGCAGAUUGACAUAGUGCUUUAUUGAAGCUGUCUGUAAGAAGGAAAAUAAUGUGCAUCCCUAUCAUAUACAUUUUAUGUGUAAAAAUACUAAGGAUGUACAGUGUAAAAAACAGCUUCAUGUUGAUGGUAAUUUGUUGUUUUCACAUCCUGGCGGCCUCAGCGGCCAGCAGCACUGCAUCCUGACAGCAUGAGGGACAGAAAAAGGCUGUUUGAUCGAUCUGCUGAGUUUCCCGACACUCGCCCGUCUCAGAGUCAACGACAGCUCUGCUCCGCUGACAUGUCGGAGAGCAGAGCUGACUUCAGUGUUACAGUGCUUCGGGGAGGAAACGUGGCCCGCUCUGAGGACAGCUGGCAGCUGUCCACAAAUGUCUCACACAGCUGUAAAGCUACAGUCGAUGGACAUGGACAUGAAAUGAAAACUCAGUUACACUUAGUAGUAUUUGUACAUGUUUGCCGUUUUUUGUUUGCUGUUUAUAAAUAAAUGCAUCUCAUGCUUGUUCAUGUUAAUAAUCAUGAUGAUAGUAGACUAGUACCAGAGGAAGAAGAGAGGGGAGGAGUUCUGUCGCAGACACGAGGUCAAAUACUUUCAGAAAUCCUUCCAAACACUGGAGCCGUGUACUUAUUAUCUGCAUUAAACGCCACGCCGAGUGAUUUUUUGGCUGACGCCGUCGGUUCAUUAACAACGGGUGAGAUCAAUACAGAGGAGCUGAGGUCUUUGAAAGGAUUUUACAUAUUAAUCAAAUACUACUGGAGUCAGAUCUGUUGUGUGAUAGAUGUACAGUACAAACAGCAGCAGCUUUAAGAGUGGACACUGUCAGUGCAGCGUCGGGUAUCACACACAAAGGUCGAGGGCACCAGUAAAGCUGUGAGGAGGCUUAAACUGACCUUCAGCGUCCAGUUUAAGACUGACGUGUGCCCUAAACUGAUUCAUAGUCUUUAGGAGAAAACCCACACUGAUGAGGAGGAUUACUAAGCUCCACCUUCUCCACUUUGAGGAGGAAAACAUUUAUUUUUUAAUGAUCUCUGACCUUAGAAUCAACGUCUGGCGUCGCUGCUGCCAGCAAGUGAACUUGAGGAUCAAACGAGGAGAGUCGGAGGCUCAACGAAGGGAAAACUUUUCAACACAGGAGAGGAGAAGGAGUCAGUGACAUCUGUGGAUUUCUCCAAACAUUAUGAAGACUGACCAAUUUACUGAACAUUUCCACUGAGCGCGAUUCUGCAGUGGCAGCACUGGCUCGUCUCUGUGGGACACAAUCACCCAGGUCCUGCCAACUCCAGACAUCAGAGCAACAUCAAAGCUAUCGGUCGUAUGUGGAGGGGAGAUGUGCUUUAAAAAUCCUCAUUUUCUUAAAAACAUGUUUUUUAAAAAGAAGCUAAAAAUCUUCCUUUAAAGCAGGGCUGAAUCAGAUUCCUCUGAAUCAUAUAAAAAGUGAUGGAUGUGAAAGUGCUGUGGCCAAAGCUACAAAGCGGUAUUUUAUGAACUCUGGUUUCUAAUGAUUUUGGCGGUAAGCGUGCGCAUACAGCUAGAACUCCUCAGUCGCUCGCAGACCUGGGUCAAAUCAAAGCUGAAAUCCUUCCAAAUACUUGGGAGCGUUUGCUUGAGCCUGUCGAGGGUGCCAGCUGGGUGGGAACUGUUCUCAUUUUGAGCUUUUUUCGGCUGCUUCAGCUGUGCCAGACAGGCUCAAUCGAUCACAGAGAAGUAUUUUUCAUAAGAGUUCUGAGUGCCACUUUGACUCAGGACUGGUAGUGCGGACAGAGGACUACAGCAUGCAGGCCAGCGCCAUCCUUUUCUACUUUCUGCCAUAAAGCGCCUUUGCCAGCUAGUAGCAAUUUAAUGGAUGUGCAAGAGUAAAGCAUAUGGACUUAAGAGCAGCGGAAAAACAGGUAAUGUGUCGUAUAAGAGAAAUCUGUAAAGAAAAAAAAAGGAGGCAUUUAUUUUAAGAACGAAAUCUCUGAAGACUCAAACUGCAGAGUGAAACACGACUACGCCCCCUCACUGUUAAACUCCAAAACAAAAUAACAUCAAAUAAAUUAAAUAGAAAAGAAAUUCAAGUUAUCCAUCAAUAAUAAAAACAUUCAAAUAAUAAAUAUAUUGGAAUACAAUUUUCUACGCCUCAUGAGAGCACAUCCCCUGGUGCUCUUUUAAUCUGUGUCAUCCAGAUAUUAAAGGUGUGUCUUCCACGUGUUUUUAAAAUGCAAUUGAAAUGUCAAUUUUUUAAAAAUAUAUUUCCUCACGUCUGGUGAUUCUUUGACAUUGAAGUGCUAGAUGUCAACAUUUUUAUUCUGAGCUAAACCAUAAGGCUUACUGGCAUUUGAAGACAGAUAAAUUCAGGGGAUUUUAAAUCUUGUUGGUCAGACUGGAAGACAUGACGACGCAAACAAACAAAGUCCAGACUGGAGAAGUGACAGCACGCGUUAAAGACAGAGGAGACUGACUCUGAUCGUCCUCACUCAUGAAAUAAAAUCAUUCAUUUACAAUCCAAAAACCUGACUGAUCUUGCAAACAAAUCAAAACAUUAUCACCUCUCUUUUUUGACUUUCUCCUCCACUCUGCCUGACACACUUACAGUAAACAGUAGCACUUAUAGAUAAAAUCUCUUCCAUCUUUACCACUCUACAUUCAGACUUCUGCACUUGUUUUCUUUCUGCUCAACUUCCACUUUCUCUCUGAACUCGCUGCCUUCACCAACACACACCUGUGGUAACAGUAAACAUGAGCAACAUUUGGGACAACAGUCAAUCAGUUGAGAUGAGCCUUCACAGUAACAUCUGCGGGUAGAGUUGGGCCGGUGUUGAAAUGUUAAAACCGGUUUGAUUUUUGCCAAACACCAGACUGCGCUGGUUAACUGAAUUUUACAACUUGACAGAGCGGUCGCAACAGAGUGGCACAUAAUGACAGUUCGUCCUGACAGCAAACAAGUGUCAGACCAUCGUGUAACAUCGGGGCGCUCUGUCCACACUGAAUGCCUCAAAUAUGCAUUUCUGUUACAUUAUGUAAACAAACCACAUAAAUAUCAGCUGUGCGCUCGAGAUCAUUUAACUCACACAUCUUCCAGUGCUCUGCUUGGCUGCAAACGGCUGCGUCCUGGACAAGCUCAGCUCAAGUCUUACUAUCUGUCUGAGGACACAAAAUGAAUUUUAGUGUAAACUGACAAUAAACUUCAGUAUCGUAUCCUAUUGUAUCGUAUCACACUGGAGGUGUAAAAGAUGUGAGUACUUGCCAUCUUCCUACAUUUGUACCUUUUUUUAAAACAGAAACUCAUGUUCUUAUUGUGAUAUUUACUGUUUUACACAAUUUAGCUCAAAACAGCACACCGUGUCCCGCUCAGUUAGUUAGGACACCUCUUUUGUCAGCCUCAAAUCUAAAUUAUUGCCAUAUUGGUUCAAGUUUAGUUUUUUUUGAGAGACUAACUCUUCCAUGUCUAGUCUUGUCUCCCCAAAAAACACACGAACUUGCUAGUAAACAAACGUGCUGUUCUUCCAACCUCCCUCCUCUAAUGAAACUUGAUCUCCUUCAUGUUGCAGACGCUCAACUCAGCAGUAAAUUGUUAGGCCAUUUAUAAAUGGACAUAAUAUUAUGUUAAUCAUGUCAUCAUAUUGCUUUAAGUUAAUACUAAUGCAAAACAUGCUGGAUUUAGCGCUGAUUUAGAAUAACUUUUAAUUUGUUUGAACUUGUCAUAAUAAAAAAUGCCAGUUUGCAUCAAAUGAAACUGGACAAAUGAAAGGUCG